CAAGUUUGCUGGGCGAUGCCCUUCCCGGAGCCCGACUCGUGGGCCGGGCGGGAGGGGCGCAUGAUUGACAAGCUGAACUACAGACUCAUCUCUUACCUUAGGCCGCGGGCGCUGAUUGGCUGCUCGCUGACAUCCUCAAACCCGGCUGCUCCGCGCUGGGCUCGGGAGGGGGGCGGCUGCGGGUGGAGGUGCGCUUCUGACAAGCCCGAAAGUCAUUUCCAAUCUCAAGUGGACUUUGUUCCAACUAUUGGGGGCGUCGCUCCCCCUCUUCAUGGUCGCGGGCAAACUUCCUCCUCGGCGCCGCUUCUAAUGGAGCCCCACCUGCUCGGGCUGCUCCUCGGCCUCCUGCUCUGUGGCACCAGGGUCCUCGCCGGCUACCCAAUUUGGUGGUCCCUGGCCCUGGGCCAGCAGUACACCUCGCUGGGCUCGCAGCCCCUGCUCUGUGGCUCCAUCCCAGGCCUGGUCCCCAAGCAGCUGCGCUUCUGCCGCAAUUACAUCGAGAUCAUGCCCAGCGUGGCCGAGGGCGUGAAGCUGGGCAUCCAGGAGUGCCAGCACCAGUUCCGGGGCCGCCGCUGGAACUGCACCACCAUAGACGACAGCCUGGCCAUCUUCGGGCCCGUCCUAGACAAAGCCACCCGCGAGUCGGCCUUCGUGCACGCCAUCGCCUCUGCCGGCGUGGCCUUCGCCGUCACGCGCUCCUGUGCCGAGGGCACCUCCACCAUCUGCGGCUGCGACUCGCAUCACAAGGGGCCGCCAGGCGAGGGCUGGAAGUGGGGCGGCUGCAGCGAGGACGCCGACUUCGGGGUGCUCGUGUCCCGGGAGUUCGCGGACGCGCGCGAGAACAGGCCGGACGCGCGCUCGGCCAUGAACAAGCACAACAACGAGGCGGGCCGCACGACCAUCCUGGACCACAUGCACCUCAAGUGCAAGUGCCACGGGCUGUCAGGCAGCUGCGAGGUCAAGACCUGCUGGUGGGCCCAGCCCGACUUCCGCGCCAUCGGCGACUUCCUCAAGGACAAGUACGACAGCGCCUCCGAGAUGGUGGUGGAGAAGCACCGCGAAUCCCGCGGCUGGGUGGAGACCCUCCGCGCCAAGUACGCGCUCUUCAAGCCGCCCACCGAGAGGGACCUGGUCUACUACGAGAACUCCCCCAACUUCUGCGAGCCCAACCCCGAGACGGGCUCCUUUGGCACCAGGGACCGGACUUGCAAUGUCACCUCCCAUGGCAUCGAUGGCUGCGACCUGCUCUGCUGUGGCCGCGGCCACAACACGAGGACGGAGAAGCGGAAGGAGAAAUGUCACUGCAUCUUCCACUGGUGCUGCUACGUGAGCUGUCAGGAGUGCAUCCGCAUCUACGAUGUACACACCUGCAAGUAGGGAGCCAGCAGCCUGCUUCUAUUCCUGAGUCACCCAAGGCACACAAGUUUCCAGGGACGAAUUAGGAAGCCGGGAUUUCCCAAGCUUCGGUGGCAAUGAUCCUUGGACCGCUUUCCUGCGCGGAUUGCCCAAAGCACAGAUAACAGCGAGAGUGUGCACACAAGGCGGCAAGCAAUUGAUUAACAUUUGUGUACAAGUUAGUCACUUAUGAGCCAGGUCAGACUUUUGCGUGGCCACUGGCUGUCAUUGCUGAGCAUCUGUGGCGCCAGAGGAGGGACACUGGGGUUGGAAGCCAGGACACCUGACUUCUGGUCCCAGUGUUACCCUGUUCCAGGAACUCCCUAAUUUCCUGUUCUUCCGCUUUCGUGGGUCUCCGUUUCCUUACCGUAAAACAAGGGGGUUAAAAUACUUGACAUAGCAGGCCAAAGAUCCUCUUUUACCCCCGGGGCAGAGCCAUUUUUGCAUCCACCUUGAACGGAGAGGGCAAGUUUUUGCACAAGCAUAAAUCCUACCGACCUGGAGGAGGUGGGUGGGGGGAAGCGGU
Molecule: messenger RNA, 1921 nt
Organism: Felis catus (domestic cat)
Lineage: Eukaryota; Metazoa; Chordata; Mammalia; Carnivora; Felidae
Gene: WNT3
Product: Wnt family member 3
Exons: 5
Coding region: 16-1377 (453 amino acids)
Biological process (GO): canonical Wnt signaling pathway; neuron differentiation; multicellular organism development
Cellular component (GO): extracellular region
Molecular function (GO): cytokine activity; frizzled binding
Source: RefSeq, a predicted model, not a curated record